Molecule: messenger RNA, 5941 nt
Organism: Seminavis robusta
Lineage: Eukaryota; Bacillariophyta; Bacillariophyceae; Naviculales; Naviculaceae
Source: the annotation of a GenBank genome assembly
AUCCAUCCAUCCAUCCAUCCAUCCUGCUGAGUACUAUCAUAGUAUGCUAAAGAACGAUAGAAUGAAGUCUUUGGUUGGUCCGCAAACGGCUCCUAGCAUGGAUUGGGGUGGCAACAGCAAGCUCUAUGACCGCGAAGCGCAGAGCCGUGAAUUGCUGGAUGCGUAUAAGCGGAGUCUUUUGAGUGAUCAUUCGAGUAAAACGAAAGAACUGUGUCUGAUUACAGGACCUUCUGGUACAGGCAAAACGGCCUUGGCGCGUUCCAUUCAGCAGAGCGUGGAAGAACAAGGUGGAGGUUUCUUUCUCGGUGGGAAAUUUGAUGAUCAGAUGCCCAAGCCUCAUGGACCCUUUCUGGCGGCCGUCGAACAGCUCUUGGAUUCACUCAACAAUAAGAAUGCACAGGCGUAUCGACAAGCCAUUCAAGAGGCUGUAGGAUCAGAAGGGGCAAUUUUGGUGGAAGCCAUUCCCGGGCUGUCGGAACUUCUACUACAUGAAGCAAUGACUGAAGUAAGGACGGAAGAAGAAGCAGCAGCCACAGCAACCUACAACAAUAAUGAUAGUUCCACGCUGAGCUUGGACAUGGACAGUAGUGAACAGUCCUUCAAGAUUGGAGCCACCAAGGAACAUCCGGCUCGAUUUGUGUCGGUUUUUUGUCGAUUCUGGCACGCCAUUGCCUCCCAAACUCCCAUUGUGCUGCUAUUGGAUGAUCUUCAGUGGGCAGAUGCCCCUUCUCUCGACAUUCUCAAGGGAUUGCUGCAACCUACCACAGAGCAAACCAUACUUCCCCAAAACAGUCAACUCAUGAUUGUCGGAACGUGUCGUGGAGAGGAGGUUGGCAUUCACGAUGACUUGUCAGUACUCUUGCGAGACUUGGAACAACAUGCCACAGUACUCAUUACUGAAAUCAAAGUACACAAUCUCACCAUUCCCGCCAUGGCCUGUAUGAUUGCCGAUGCACUCGACAUGUACCUCCAAGAUUGCAUGCCCUUGGCGGAGAUUGUACAUGGACAAACCAACGGAAAUGUCUUUUUUGCAAAGCAAUAUCUACGCAGUUUGGUGGACGAUGGAAUACUCUACCAAACUGACAACACCAACGUUUGUAAGGGACAAGAAUGGCAAUGGGACGAAGCUGCCUUGGUACUCGCAUUGCCGUCGUCCGCUUCUGUCAACUCGAGUAGUGGAGAUCUCAUUAUUCAAUUGCUGGCCCGAAAACUACAGAUGCUGCCACCCAACGUCUUAGAAAUUGUCCAAACCAUUGCCUGCAUGGGAAGUACUUUUUCCGUUGGGAUACAAGUCCACGCCACGACAAUGACAUCGUCACAAAUACUAAGCUCCCUGCAACUGGCCGCCCAACACGGUUUUCUCGUGUACAAUCCACAACUCGGCACGGGGACCAUUCCCCACGACAAAUUUCGCGAAGCACCCCUGUCCCUGAUUCCACUCGAGCAACGACCCCUUGUCCAUCUCACCAUUGGACGCAACUUACGACGACAAUUAUCCACCGCGUUGGUCAAGGCCAACGUCAUUCUCAUUGCGGAUCAAUUACAGCACGGAUUGCAUCUCGUUACAAAAGAAGACGAACAGGACGAUUUUGCACGCUUGUACUUGAGAGCUGGAAAGGAAGCUGCCAAAAAGUCGGCCUUUUCGGCUGCGUCCAAAUACGUCGACCACGGCAUUGGACUGUUGGGCCAUCGACAUUGGCGCGAUCAGUACAAUCUCAGUAUUGAACUAUACAGUACCGGUGCUGAAUUGGCCUAUUGCAUUGGAGAUUCCGAGACGGUCGAAACACUCGCCACAGCUGUCAUUGCCAAUGCCCGAUCCAUGACCGACAAGAAUCAAGCCAUUGUCACGCUCGCAUUGUCGGUCGGAGGACGAGGAGAAUCGUCCAGAGCCAUUUCAAUUUGUCGCGAUGCACUGGCAGAACUGGACAUGCCAUUUCCACAAGCACACACCGAAUGGGGUACCCUACUGGAACUGGUCCGGGUCCGACAUGCCAUUGGCAAGCGCACCGAAGAAGAUAUCAUGACAUUGCCCGAAUUGCAAGAUUAUUCCAAAACCAUGACGGCCAUGAAAAUUCUAUACAUCAUGUUCAAUCUACUAGAGUCCAUGAAUUCCAAAGCGUCCGCGCUGCCCGUCUUUCGACUGGUACGACUGACACUAAAGCAUGGAUUGAGUCCGUUAGCUGGUCUCGGCUUUCAUCUCUAUGGUACUUGCUUGGUCAAGUUGGGAUACUUGGAAGAGGGAUAUCGGUUCGGACAAAUGGCCACGAAAAUCAUGGAACGUUUCCCCUCCAAACAACUGCAAGGAAAUGUGCAGGUUGUAUUCGCGGUUGCAGUAUUGCCGUCCAAACUGUCCUUUCGAGAAUGCAUUGAGCCCAUUUGGAAUGCCGGGGUCAUUGCCAUGGAGGUGGGAAACACGGAGAUGGCAAUGGCGGGCAGGGCUCUCUGCAGCAGCCAUCGAAUUCUUAUUGGUGACCCGAUUCCCGAUAUUUUCAAGAUACUCAACAAAACCUCCAGUCUCUGUCAAACCUACCGGCAGUACAAGGUUGGCAUGGCGACAAGCCUGGCCUUGCAGUUAUGUCAAAACUUGCAGGGCAACGUCAAAGAUCCUCUGAGUAUGACAGGGGACUACGUGCAAGAACGUGAAAUGACAAAACGACUCAAGGAGGGAGAUGUCGAGAAUCUUUUGGUCAUGCUCCUGCACUACAAGUACAUGCUGGCUGCACUGAUGAAUGAGAAUAGAUUUGCCGAUGACUUGUAUCAACGACAACGAGACAGCUUCAAGGGAUUCUUCAUGCCAUUCCUUCCAAUCUACAAUCGGAUGUACCGAGGUUUGGUCUGUGCUGCCCUGGCCCGUGAGUCCACAGGCUGGAUGAGGCGUCGCAAGCUGGCAGAUGCCAAGAAGCAGUACACCAAGAUGAAGAAUUCACUUGUGCACUGUCCCGGUAACUGCGUGAACAAAAUGUACUUGUUAGAUGCCGAGUUGGAAUUCUGUCAUGGCCGGUACUCAUCCGCUGUCUUGAAGUAUGACAGGGCCAUUGCCUCGGCCGAAAAGGAAGGAUUCAUCAGUGACCAGGCCAUUGCCUGCGAGAAGGCCGGUAGAAUGCUAUAUCAGGCAAGACGCAGCGUGGAGGCCGAAACCUAUUUGGAAAAGGCUCGGUUGCUCUACAUGGAGUGGGGCGCCCAGCUCAAAGUCGACCAAAUGGAAUUUAUGAUCAACAACCUUAGAGCGUAAACCACAUAUCUGCCUGGUAGAUGCUUUCCUGUUUCCGUUCGAUUGUUGCCGAGAAAAGAGUUGCAGGUUUGAGAGUUCGAAGCAAAGAUCUGUGGGAGCUCCGCCACGGUCUCCUGGUGACAUUUCGGGUGCCUGGUCGCGCAAAUGCACGUAAACCCGGAGUAAACAUCUUCAGGCAAAUUACAGGAAUAGUAUCGAAACCUCUUUCUAUUUUCACAAACUGCGGUUGUUAUGCAUACGAUUUCUUUUGUGUAUCAGCGUGCUUUUAGAUUCUGCCUAGCUACGGUAGCUAGCUCGUCAUCUGCUUUCUUGUAUUUGACACACCAGUGAAGGCAGAUAGGGCUUCAAAGGCGGCCUUUUGCUUCUUUGGAUCACUGUACUUCCUGGCCCAGCGAAGAGAGCUUUGAUCACUGAUGACACAUUGGAAGCUUCCACGGAGCAACUAGCUAAUGGAGACGAGACGAGAUGAGACAUACAGACUAUGGAAACAAGCCUGACUCAAAUCAUAAGCAAAUAGAAGCUAGACCGUCUUAAACAGCUAGAAAAGUAACUGUGACAUCAGCCAGCAGCUCGUGUGGUUCUCGAUAUUCCUUUCCCCCCAGAAGACGCCCAAUUAUUGUGAUUAGUAAUGAUUGCACUCUCUCCCCAGGCAAAUUCCCAGAAAGUGCAGAGAGAGUGCAUCCCCGUCUCCCCGAUGCAAUCGCACAUGCUGGUGGCAGAAAAUAGCUGUACCAGAACAUCUCCGAUUCCAUCGUCGGUUGUGUAUGCAUUGUUGGCUGUCAUCCCGAGACAGCCAAAUAAGUAUUCCUUGAUAUGUAUGUAAUGUGUAGUUUUGUGAGAUGGCAAUUGUUCAUGAUCAGAAAAGACCGUCAGCCUUCCAAACAAAGGGCCUUUGGCCGACGGAAGAUCAAAACAAGAGCAGCCCAAAGAUUGAUGAGCUCGCAUUGGAGCAAAACGCAACGCUCCCAUCUAGACAGCGGUAACCUUGAUUUGUUCUCCAGAAUGAACUGCAGACAAACCAGAAAGUGCCCACUCAGAUGACUGAGAUGACAAAAAUCGGGUUGGAGGUACGGACAGUCCGCUGUUGGAGGCCGAAGUACUUCCUGAGAACAGCUUCUGGAUGUCCUUGAUCACAGCCUCAGUGGUCAGGGUUUCGUUGUCCAUGACCCAAUCCUUGUCUUCUAAGCCCCCAUAAUGUUCAUCGAGAUCGGCGGUGUCCAUCUCAGCAUCACUGCUGCCACAGUCGCUCAAGUCACUGUCCUCGACUGGGACGAACCUUUUGAAAACGUCCAAGUCGGAUGCAAGAGGAAUCAUCUGCCCAGAGAUCCCAGAACUCUGCUGAGGCUGUGACGCCUUCUUGUAGAUUCCAUUGUCACAGAGGAGACCCAAGACUGUCCAGUUCCCACCCUUGACGUGUCCCUUGCUCGCUCCAUGCGUUAGCCUCGCUUUCGACUGAGCUGAAUUAAUUGGCAACGGCUCCAACAUGCAGCAGCUGUCCUCAUCGAUAGUGUUGAUACCGAUGAUAGAUUCUUUCCCGUGGAUCAAGUCGCAUGUCAGGCUAGAACAGGACGGGGUGAAGUUGAGAGUCGGCAUUUCGACAAUGUGCUCUUCAUGGGAGACCAUAGGACGACGACGACGAUCUUUGUCAGGUGUCACCACAACAAAGGGAUGCACUGCCUUGCCUAGUCCUUCUUUCGCGAACAUGCUAUCUGCAGCCUGAAUCUCGCGCAUAGCAAGGGCACCAACCUCGGAGAACUCGAACUCCGGCACAGGAAUUGGUGAUUUUAAAAAUUCGUUUCCUUCCUUGGUUUUAAAAAUGUCGGGAAUGACAGAGUCCAUUUUGGCGAGGACUUGAGCAUGAGACUUGGCUGUAGAGGGACGUCUGGAAGUAUGGGCCUUGGUUGGUUCGACUUUGGUGUCAGAGUCGUCCAUAUCAUCAGGGCUGACUGAGAGAUCAGUGCACGUUGCGGCCGCCUCCUCAAACAGUUCCAUGAUGGCUGCGGCCUUGGUGCUCUCUUCAAUCUCGCCAAGACGAGGGAUGCCCUUAUCAGCGGGCUGCUUCAUGUCUUCGAGAAGAUCCAUAAUGAAGAUGGGAACUUCUUUCUUGCUUGCCUUGGGGCUGGUACCAGCAGUGCUUGACAAAGUUCCCCGUCGAAUGGGUGUAAGAGGAGGCAAUUCCAAUCCUGGCGAACUUGUUUUCACGCUACCGGUAGCUUGGGGGGACUUCUUCGAGGUUUCACCGGCAGCUUUCCCUUUGGGUUUCUUGGUCGACACCAACGACUUCUUCUUCUUCUGAACAGAGGAGGCAUUGGUGGAUGAGCUUCUUCUUGGGAGUAAGAACCCUCUUUUCGACUGAAGAGGUACUGGUACUGGUAGCACUUGCUGAUCUCUUCUUGUUCUUGACAGCCAUAUCUAAAAAGGACAUCUUCUUUGCAGUUACACAAGGUUUGGCAGCGGAGUCGGUUCUCUUUUCCACAGGAUAAUUCGCAGCAACAACUCCAGCACAAGAAUGAAUGCUGGCUUGGGCGAACUUGGAGCGCUUGAUAGUGGCUAGGGCAGUGGACAGAACAAUCUCGUUUGUCUUUGCAAUAUUGGUGUUAGUAACAACAACCUGAGAUUUCAGGGCGGCAGCUGCGGCACUCUGGCUCGCACGGGAUCGGGUAGAUUUGACAUUCUGUCCACGAUGGGCGUCGGUUCGAAAGAAAUCCU